UUGCAAACGCAACGUCGGCAGCCAACAAGUGGAAUCUAUACGAAGUCUAGAAGCCGGCAACAAUGUAUUUGUAUAAGAUAAUUGGAGCGAUUUAUCUAUUGAUUAUUGCUGUCUGCUGCGCUAGCAUAGAACGCGUUGAUGACUCGGACCUGAUUCACAUCUUAACUGGCGAAGGCGACGUCGUCGCUUUGUUUACGAAAGCCAACUGUGGCGAGUGCGUCGAAUAUGAGAAUGUUGUUGGCAACAUCCAGGACGACAUAAAGCAGUCGCUGGGCGCGUCGGUUGUUCAGGCGCACGAUAGCAAUUUAAUACACAUAUACGAUCCGAGCAGGGAGCCGGCUCUUCUGUAUUUCCGCCGAGGCAUUCCAAUACUCUAUUAUGGCGCGAUUAACGAGGAUGAAAUUCUACAGUUCUUCAGCGAUAACCGGGAGCCAGGAGUCAAGGAGCUUUCCGAUGACAAUUUUGAGCACCUGACGCAAGCGUCUACGGGAGCAACGACUGGAGACUGGUUUGUGUUCUUUUAUUCCGCGGAAUGUGUGCUCUGCCAGCGUUUGUAUGCCAUAUGGGAAUCAGUUGGCGGGAAACUAAAACGCAAGAUUAAUGUGGCGCGAAUGAAUUCCUUGGGCGCCGGAGUCUCCACAGCGAAACGACUGAGGAUUGUCGAAGCGCCCGAAUUUAUUUUCCUGCGUCAUGGCAAAAUCUAUCGGUAUUCGUCAAAGGAAUAUACUCCCAAGGCCUUCAUCGAGUUUGCAGAGGCCGGAUAUUUAAAGAAUACGCAUCCGGAAAGUGUACCACAACCAUCCAGCUUGUUGGAUGAAUUAUCUUUUGGGCGCGUUUUCGAUUACCUAAACAGUUAUGGCACGCUUCCAUUGGCAUUUAUGGGCACACUUAUUGUGUUGUUUCUUCUAUUUACUGUUAAAUAUUUGUUUAAAGAACCGGCAAAGAAAGCCGCCACUAAAAAAGAUAAAUAAGUUGAGCGACCGAGUGUAGUUACGCUUAUCUUCGAAUGAUUUCAUUUCAUGUACACCAGCUUUUGUGUAUGUAAUAAAAAGACAAAAAAUUCGACACUUAAA
Drosophila novamexicana is the source of this 1073-nucleotide messenger RNA. RefSeq names its product thioredoxin domain-containing protein. The transcript has a single exon. The record is from RefSeq and is a predicted model, not a curated record. Lineage: Eukaryota; Metazoa; Arthropoda; Insecta; Diptera; Drosophilidae. The coding region runs from base 63 to 971 and encodes 302 amino acids.